UUUUCUUGCAAAAUUUAAGUAUUUUUGCUAUAUAUCUUAGUGAUGAUCCAGCCACUAGUCAUUGCUAACUAAAGACAAAAAUCUAGAAAUGUAAUUUAUUAAAAAAAAUUUUGUGUGUAUAAAUUAUUAUUAUUUUGCAUAAAAAGGUAUCUGUGGAGAUUGCCGAGAAGAAGUUGGCUAUCAACCGAUGCUUGGAGUAUUGGGAAGAAGAUUGCUUCUGUUAUCAAAUGCUUCUUCAUUUGAUGUUUUAAAUUCUAAUUUUGAAAACCUUUUCAAUGGAUACAGUGACAUUAUUUUCUUAAAUCAAACAGCCCUUAUGAGAAUGGGGCCUCAAUUCACCAAUGGGAGGAAGUUUCUUCCCUUUCGGAAUGCUUCACAGUUUUUUAGUUAUGACAAACUUCCUAACUUUGGAGGAGUUACUUUAAAAGCUGCAUAUGUCAAUUGCUCACCACUAGUAUUAAUAAAAGAAAAUAAAGUGGUUGGCCUCGAGAUCUUUCUCAUAAAUGAACUUGGUAAAGCAAUGAACAUCACAUGGAAUCUUACUGUGUUUAAAGGCAACCCAUGGGGGAAAUAUAAAAAUGACACCUGGGAAGGUGGAAUAAUAGGCUCAAUAAUGCAACAUCAAUAUGACAUAGGCCUUUGUGGAUUUUGGAUUAAGCAGAAACAACUAAAAUUUGUAGAUGCAACAUUGGAUUAUUCACAGAUGAUCAUAGUUUAUGUCUUACCAAGAAGAUUUUAUGGAAAAAGAUGGAAAAGUAUUUAUACUCCUUUCAGCUAUCAACUUUGGAUCUGUAUUGCAUGUACUAUGCUUGUUUCGAUUCUUGCCUUGCAUGUUUUAUCAAAAUUAAUAGGGAAAGGUAGGAAAUUUCAUGAUUGGAUCUUUCUUGUUAUUGGGCGAUUUUUGGGAUGUUCAACAUUACCUUCGAGUGGGCCAGCCAUGUUCAGAGUGGCAGUAUUAUUCGUAUCUGUUGCUGCUUUGAUUGUGUGUUCUAUUUAUUCAUCAGCUGUUGUUUCACAUUUGACAAGUCCUCCUCGACUUUUCCAGCCCAAAACAGUUGAGGAUUUGUACAAAAUGAAAUAUUCUUGGACCACAGCCUUUCCCGUUCGAGAUCUUAAUAAUUUACUCAGACUAACAAAUAAAUGGCAGAAGACAUUUAAUACUCGAUUUCGUUAUCCAGUCAAUUUAAAAUCAGUUUUUCGAAGCAAUAAGUAUGCAGUGUUAUGUCAAUUAGUUGAAAAAUUUCCGCUUUCAGUCAAUGCAGAAAGUGUAUUUUUAGAAAACACUUAUAUCCUUCCUGAAUUGGUAAAUGUUUACCAUAUUGGUUUUCCAUUACCUAAGGGAUCUCCUUUAGUGAUUCAUGCAUCUAGGGUAAUUGAUAGAUUAAAGUCGAGUGGUAUCAUCGACAAAGCAGUAAAUGAUAUAUCUCGUCUUUAUGGAGGUGUAGAUAUUAUUUUAAAUUCUAAAGAGCCAAGGCCUCUUACCAUUACUUCCCUUCAGAACAGCUUGUACCUUCGUUCUCGGAUGGACAUCCUCGGCGAACUGCCUGUAGAAAUAGCUCAGAACAUCUUGGGAUUACUCUCUCCUGACGAUUUGUUGUCUUGCUCCGCCGUUUCCAGGAUUUGGAGAAGACUCGUGGAUUGCUUGGUACUUUGGCGGAAACUCUGUUCCAGGAGGGAAAAUACAGAACCACUCUGGGCUUUGAAUAAAUGGGCUCUCAACUAUCAGUUGCGGAAUCAAAUUCCAAUCUCCUGGGAGAAGAAAGAAUCGAUGGACUACAGGCUGAGCCCGGAGGACUCGCAGAUCACUGUUCUGGCCUGCGACGGGAAGAGAUUGGCCGUCGGACAUGCCAAUGGCGUCGUAUCCAUUCUUGACGUUUAUCGUGUCCCCUAUCUUGUGACGAGCCUUUCUUGCCUUCUCAAAGGAUACAGGGUUUUAGGCCUAUCCAUAGCGGGGAGGCACCUUGUCUUAUUCCAGAGUAUGCUCCUACAGAUCUAUAUAUCAGAUAAAGACUCCUAUAGUCUUGUGGAUGCCAAAUCUUUCGAAAUGGGGUUUGUUUAUAUUGAAGUCCUGCAACGAUAUGGCGAUACAUUGGAUAACUUUGUUUCCUGGUAUAGUUCAGAAAUCGAAAGUGACAGAAUAUCUAAAGAAUUAUUGGCAACUACUGUUAUUUAUCACCUUUCGGAACCGUUGAUAUACGUCGGCGUCAGAGAGUACCAAAUGAUCUAUGUUUGGUCAUUAAUUGACGGGCUGACCUCACCUGGAGUAAUUAAAGUUUGGGAAAAGGAAACUGGCAAAGAGGUUGCAUCCCGAAGUACAGGUUAUAUUUCCUUUAAAACAGUUAGCUCACUUUAUGAUUUAAUCAUCUUCAGCGAAAGAACUACAGUAUUCGUUUGGGAACCAAAGAACGACAUUAUUAUAAGAACUUUUUCUUUAGAAGAUGUAGUCAUCUUUUUUCAUCCUUGUCCUUUUAGAUUCAUUUUGGUUUUUACGCAUGGGUCAUGUUGGCUUUGUGAUUGGCUACAAGGAUGUAAAUUGUAUCGCCUGCAUCCUCAAUACAUAAAGUCAGGAGAUUACAGAGGCUUGGUUUACUCCGAUGAUACUAUGCUUCUCAUGAAAGCGGAUUUCAACUUGCUCGAUAUGACUGCAUUUUGUUGA
Messenger RNA from Nezara viridula (southern green stink bug), 2656 nucleotides. Lineage: Eukaryota; Metazoa; Arthropoda; Insecta; Hemiptera; Pentatomidae. The record is from the annotation of a GenBank genome assembly.